UAUUUUAAUUUUCUUGAAUUUCCUAAUAGUUAUGUGCCGGUCAAAAUCAGCCACUUCCAAUAAAAUUGCAAAAGGGAAAGUUUGAAGAUGACGGUGAGAACAUGGCACCAUUAAUUCUCUCUCAAGCCAUAAUUUUUUCUAUUAGUAAAACACAAUUAAAUUGGAAGGAGAGAGAGAAAUAGAGCGCAAGAGUCGCGGAGAGCACGAUCCAUCCGUAUAUGAAUGAGAAAUCCGCCCACUCUUCUUUCACUCGCAAUUGACUCAGCUGUCCUUAAUUUCUCUCGAAUUUCCGAUCUUUCCUUCGUCCCCGAGCACAUUCUUCUCGAUCUCUUGGAGAGGAUAUUAUUAGCUGGAAAACUGAAUGAGAAGAUUUUGAAGUUAUUUAUUGCAACGGGGAAAGAAGAAGUCCUUUCUUUCAUUGAAUCACUUAAUAUCCGACAACCUCUGAUUCCUGUUCUUCCAACUAGAUGCUCUGAGAGAUUUUGAUGCUGUUUGACUUUGUGAGAUUGUGAAGCUAUAAAUGAAAGCUGAAAACUAGCCUUUACCUGAGAAAUUGCUCGUGAUAUUCGAUUGUUGCUUUACUAGAAUCCUGAAAUAAUGGCUGAGGUUACCAUUAAAAAUGAUGAGGUGGACAUUGUCAUUGGUGCUAUUCAGUCUGAUCUUACAUCAUUCAUGGAAGCAUGGAGACCAUUCUUUUCCCAUUUUCACCUAAUAAUUGUCAAGGAUCCCGACCUAAAAGAGGAACUUGUGAUUCCUGGUGGAUUCAACCUGCAUGUCUAUACAAAGUCUGACAUAGAUAAAGUUGUUGGCUCGUCAACGGGUGGCAUUUCUUUUUCUGGCUAUGCUUGCCGCUACUUUGGCUAUCUUGUAUCGCGUAAAAAAUAUAUCAUCUCAGUUGAUGAUGACUGUGUCCCUGCCAAAAACAGCAACGGGGAGUUGGUCGAUCCUGUAUCCCAGCAUAUCAUCAAUCUCUCGACCCCAGCUACUCCUUUUUUCUUCAACACUCUCUAUGAUCCUUACUGUGAGGGGGCUGAUUUUGUCCGGGGCUAUCCUUUCAGCUUACGUACUGGAGUAGAAUGCGGUCUUUCGUGUGGGCUGUGGCUCAAUCUUGCAGAUUUUGAUGCACCUACGCAGGCCCUGAAGCCAUCGUUGAAGAAUACUAGGUACGUUGAUGCAGUUCUUACAGUACCAGCAAGGUCUAUGCUGCCUGUGAGUGGGAUCAACAUCGCUUUCAACACUGAGUUGGUCGGACCUGCACUGACACCGGCGUUUAGGCUGGCGAAGGAAGGUAAUCUGAGGUGGGAAACAGUCGAAGAUAUAUGGACCGGGAUGUGUGUGAAGGUUAUCUGCGACCACCUGAGGCUUGGCGUGAAGAGUGGGCUCCCAUAUGUGUGGAGGCAGGAGCGAGGCAACGCCAUAGAGAGCUUGAAGAAAGAGUGGGAAGGCGUAAAGCUUAUGGAGGAUGUUGUCCCAUUCUUCCAAUCAUUGCGGCUAUCUGAAACGUCUGUGACAGCAGAGGACUGUGUGGCUGAGAUAGCUGCAGCCGUGAAGGAGCGCCUGGGGCCCGUAAAUCCUAAAUUUGGCAGCGCAGCUGCAACUAUGGUGGAGUGGAUGAAACUAUGGAAGCGCGUACGAGCUCAGUAGAUUCUAUUUCGGUAUCCUUAAAAUCUGUGGUUCCACUGCUUAGAGUUCUGUUACUUGCUCUUUAACAAACUCAAUAUAGAGGUGUUGGGAUAAUGAUGUUACCUUCUUCAACUGUUGUGCUCUUUGUGUGGUUCAAGUUUUUCAAAUGGUAGUUUAAUUGUUCA
Messenger RNA from Salvia miltiorrhiza (redroot sage), 1808 nucleotides. RefSeq lists its product as uncharacterized. The transcript is spliced from 3 exons. Bases 223 to 486 code for a protein of 87 amino acids. The record is from RefSeq and is a predicted model, not a curated record. Lineage: Eukaryota; Viridiplantae; Streptophyta; Magnoliopsida; Lamiales; Lamiaceae.